Molecule: messenger RNA, 987 nt
Organism: Gymnogyps californianus (California condor)
Lineage: Eukaryota; Metazoa; Chordata; Aves; Accipitriformes; Cathartidae
Gene: CACNG4
Product: calcium voltage-gated channel auxiliary subunit gamma 4
Exons: 4
Coding region: 1-987 (328 amino acids)
Biological process (GO): neurotransmitter receptor internalization; neurotransmitter receptor transport, postsynaptic endosome to lysosome; transmission of nerve impulse
Cellular component (GO): postsynaptic density membrane; AMPA glutamate receptor complex; voltage-gated calcium channel complex
Molecular function (GO): voltage-gated calcium channel activity; channel regulator activity
Source: RefSeq, a predicted model, not a curated record
AUGGUGUGGUGUGACCGUGGCGUCCAGAUGCUGCUGACCACGGUAGGCGCCUUCGCCGCCUUCAGCCUCAUGGCCAUCGCCAUCGGCACCGACUACUGGCUCUACUCCAGCGCCCACAUCUGCAACGGCACCAACAUCACGGCGGACGAGGCGCAGGGGCCGCCGCGGCGGGCGCGGGGCGAUCUCACGCACUCGGGGCUCUGGAGGAUCUGCUGCCUCGAAGGAAUCUACAAAGGACAUUGCUUCCGAAUCAACCACUUCCCUGAAGACAAUGACUAUGACCAUGACAGCUCAGAAUACCUUCUCCGCAUUGUCCGUGCCUCCAGUGUGUUCCCCAUCCUAAGCACAAUAUUGCUGUUGCUGGGAGGACUCUGUGUCGGAGCAGGACGGAUUUACAACAGCAAAAACAACAUUAUUCUCAGCGCUGGGAUUCUCUUUGUUGCAGCAGGACUAAGUAAUAUCAUAGGGAUCAUUGUCUACAUAUCAAGCAAUGCGGGUGACCCAAGUGACAAGCGAGAUGAGGACAAAAAGAACCAUUACAACUAUGGCUGGUCUUUUUAUUUUGGAGCCUUGUCUUUUAUUGUGGCCGAAACCAUAGGUGUUCUGGCUGUGAACAUUUAUAUUGAGAAGAACAAAGAGCUGAGGUUUAAGACCAAGAGGGAAUUCCUUAAGACUUCUUCCAGUUCUCCUUAUGCCAGGAUGCCAAGUUAUAGGUACAGGAGGCGGAGGUCCAGAUCCAGUUCUCGAUCUACAGAGCCUUCUCCAUCUAGAGACAUUUCUCCGGUUGGCAUGAAGAUAGCAAGCACCAUUCCCAUGAAUGAAAUUUCCAUGUACACUCUUUCCAGAGAGCCUUUGAAGGUUACAACGGCUGCCAGCUACAACGCAGACCAAGAAGCCAGUUUCCUGCAGGUUCACAACUUCCUUCAGAAGGAAUUUAAGGAAGGACUCCAUGUCAACAUGGUCAACAGGAGAACAACGCCUGUCUGA